This is a messenger RNA of Benincasa hispida (wax gourd), 2463 nucleotides long. RefSeq names its product Leucine-rich repeat protein kinase family protein. Gene Ontology annotation, molecular function: protein kinase activity; receptor serine/threonine kinase binding; ATP binding. The record is from RefSeq and is a predicted model, not a curated record. Lineage: Eukaryota; Viridiplantae; Streptophyta; Magnoliopsida; Cucurbitales; Cucurbitaceae. Gene Ontology annotation, biological process: protein phosphorylation.
AAAUUUAUGGCCAAUAAAAAUAUUAUCAUCAUCCCCAUCAGAGAAACAGGCUUUAAUCCCCCAAGAAUCUACCCCUUUUCAGCCCCCACUUCCCCCCUUUUUCUCCAACUAAUGAAAAACCCAUUCUCCUUCUUCUUCCUCCUCUUCAUUCCUCUGCAACUCCAAAUCUAGAACACUCAAAAACACCCCACUUCCAUCAAUGGCGGCCCCCAUUUCCUUCUUUCUCAUCUCCUUUCUCAUUUUCCUUUCAAACCCAGUUUGGAUUCUGGGCAAUGACGAGCUCAAAUCUCUAUUGGAUUUGAAGGUGGCUUUGGACCCUGAGAAUCAGUAUCUAGCUUCAUGGACCGCUAAUGGAUAUCCCUGUUCUUCUUUUGAAGGGAUUGGGUGUAAUGAGAAAGGGCAAGUGACUAACAUGUCAUUGCAGGGGAAAGGGCUCAGUGGGAAGCUCUCCCCUGCCAUUGCUGGGCUUAAGCACUUGACUGGCCUUUAUUUGCAUUACAACUCGCUGUUUGGGGAUAUUCCUAAAGAGAUUGCUAACUUGACUCUGCUUUCUGAUUUGUAUUUGAAUGUCAAUAAUUUUUCUGGGGAGAUUCCAACUGAGAUUGGGAACAUGGAGAGCUUGCAAGUUUUGCAGCUUUGUUAUAAUCAGCUCAGUGGAAGCAUACCAACACAGCUUGCAUCUUUGAAGAAGCUCACUGUCAUUGCUCUCCAAUCUAAUCAGUUAACUGGUGCAAUCCCUGCAAGCUUGGGACGUUUGGACUUGUUAGUGAGAGUAGACUUGAGUUCCAAUCAUCUCUUUGGUUCUGUUCCUUCUAGACUUGCUGAUGCUCCGUCGCUUGAAGUUCUUGACGUUCGAAACAAUACACUCUCUGGCAAUGUACCUCCUGCUUUGAAGAGAUUAAAUGAAGGAUUCUUGUAUGAGAACAACUUGGGAUUAUGUGGGGUUGGAUUUCCUUCCUUGAAAGACUGUGCUGGUUCGAGUCAUGUUACUCAAAACCAACCUGAACCUUAUGCUGGAUCAACCGGCGCAAUGCCUACACGAGACAUACCCGAAACUGCCAAUGUUCAGUUACCUUGCAACCAUACUCGCUGCCCGAGUUCAUCCAAAUCUCGGAAUGCUUCAAUUGUCGGUGUAGUUGUUGUGACUAUUGCACUUUCAGCUAUUGGAAUCUUGACGUUUACACAAUACCGUCGCCGAAAACAGAAGCUUGGUUCUUCGUUUGACAUUUGCGAUCACCGUCUCAGCACGGAUCAAGCCAAAGUAACUUAUAGGAAAAAUGGAUCUCCUCUUGUCAGCCUUGAGUAUGCCAAUGGCUGGGAUCCGUUGGCUGAAGGUCAAGGCUUGAGCAUUUUCGCGCAAGAAGUUUUUCAAAGUUUCAGGUUCAAUUUAGAAGAGGUGGAGACAGCAACACAAUACUUCUCAGAGGUGAACUUGUUGGGGAAGAGCAACUUCUCUGCUACAUAUAAAGGGAUUUUGAGGGAUGGGUCAGUUGUUGCUGUUAAAAGCAUUUGUAAAACUAGCUGCAAAUCAGAAGAAGCUGAGUUUUUGAAAGGACUGAACCUUUUAACUUCAUUAAGGCAUGAAAACUUGGUGAGACUAAGAGGAUUUUGUUGCUCAAGAGGCAGGGGAGAAUGUUUUCUCAUCUAUGAUUUUGUUCCAAAUGGGAACUUGUUAAGAUACCUUGAUGUCAAGGAUGGUGAUGGCCAAGUUCUUGAAUGGUCUACCAGAGUCUCCAUCAUAAGGGGCAUUGCCAAAGGUGUGGCAUAUCUGCACAAGAAUGAAGCAAACAAGCCUGCUCUUGUACACCAAAACAUCUCAGCCGAAAAGGUCCUUAUCGACCAACGAUUCAAUCCGCUACUCUCGGAUUCUGGCUUACAGAAGCUUCUUACAAAUGACAUUGUCUUCUCUGAACUUAAAGCCAGUGCAGCUCGAGGCUACCUAGCUCCUGAGUACACAACAACAGGUAGGUUCACAGAAAAAAGCGACGUUUAUGCAUUUGGCGUGCUGGUGUUUCAAAUCCUUUCAGGGACCAGAAAGGUCACCAGCUCAUUGCGUGGUGCUGCCGAAGCAUGCCGCUACACAGAGCUCCUUGACUCGAAGCUCCACGGUCGAUACUUCGAAUACGAAGCAGCCAAGCUCUGUAGAAUGGCGUUGCUUUGCACGCACGAAUCACAGAGUGAGAGGCCGUCCAUGGAAACUAUUGUUCAGGAGCUUAUAACCUGUAGCAGCUGCCUAUGAUGAUAUGAUACAAAGGAAAAGAAGGUUGUGGUAAUUUUGAAGCUGUGAAUGAAUGGCUGGCUAACUAGCUCAUUGAUCUCUCUAACUUUAAUUUUUUUUUUUUUGCUCAUUUAGUGAAUAGUUUUGUGUAUGAACUAUUUCAAAUGUCCUUUUCCUAAGGACUGAACUUUGGCUGUCACACCUGCUGCUGCCUGUUCUCAUUGCUAACAUUUUUUUUUGACUAA